UUUAUCCAGCGCGCCGGCCCCGUCACCGGUGGCGACCCACCCCCGUCCCGCCGCGUCGCCCAAUAGCCACCGGCCACCCAGCCGAAUCACCACCGCCCGCCGACCGAGCCGACGUGUUCCGCGGCCGACCUCACCGCGCAGCCUCCCCUUCCCCGAGUCGCCGUCCUCCUCCCAUCCCCACGCCACGCCACCAACCAACCUCCCCCCUCCCUACUAAACCCGCCCGACCGCCAUGCUCCUCCUCAGAUCCCACCACCUCCUCCUCCCCCACGCCGCCCGCAUCCUCGCCCGCCGCGCGCCGCCCCUGCCCCGCACCGCCGCCGCCGCCGCCCGCCUCCGCCCGCUCCGGAUGUCGGCCUCCAACCACUCCGGCGCCGGCGCCAGCUCCACCUCCGCCCCCUCGCCGCCGCCGGCCCCUGCGGUGCCCAAGUCGAGGAUCCCUUUCUGCCCAGCUUGUGGAAGUCCGACGAAAUUGGCCGUACCAGACGGGGAUGAGAAGAUGAGGGCUGUCUGUUCUUCUUGUGGGAGAGUGCACUACGAGAACCCCAAAAUGGUUGUCGGUUGCCUUGUGGAGCAUGAUAACAAGGUCCUCCUUUGCAGAAGAAAGAUUGAACCGGCUUAUGGCCUUUGGACUCUUCCUGCUGGUUAUUUGGAAGUCGGAGAGUCUGCAGCAGAAGGAGCCUCAAGGGAAACGUUGGAAGAAGCUUGUGCAGAUGUAGAGAUAGUCUCACCUUUUGCUCAGUUGGAUAUUCCGCUAAUUGGCCAAAGUUACAUUAUUUUCCGAGCAAGAAUGAAGACCCCCUGUUUCUCACCUGGAUCCGAGUCGCUAGAAUGUGCACUUUUUGCUUUGGAUGAUAUACCAUUCGAUUCUCUGGCAUUUUCUUCAAUCAUCGUCACUUUGAGAAUGUAUAUUGAAGAUGUCAAGGCUGGGAACAUCAAAUUCCAUUAUUGCACAAUAAACAAGAGGAUCGGGGCCGGCCCUUCGGAUCUCCGUAGCUUUGAUAUCGACAACCAUUUAGCCGUAUGAGCUUGGGAAGGUUUGAGACCCGUCGUGGUACAUAAUGUGAUUGCUCUUGUUAAACACCAGCCUCAAGACAUCGGCACAGCAAUCACAUUUGUCGUCGAUAGAGCUGGUCAUGGGUGGGGGGGCCUUUGGUCAUCGCAUGGCAUCUGGCCACAUUUGUGGUAGAUUGUUUAAGCUGCUGCCGGAAUUGUAAAUGCUUGUGUUUCUCGAAGUCCCUUUUCAGCCCUUUUUCCUUUUCCUUUUCAAAGGAUGUCUCGAGUGACUCAAUAGAUGGUGCAUUUAGAUUUUUGUCAGCUUACCCAAAAGAUUUGUGUCGCGAGUGUCAUGGCAAUUUGAAACUAAAUUCUGUAAUUGUUUUUCCGACUGUUCCUGUAAACUCUUCAGUUACAAUGUGUGGGAAAUAUACUGUGAUACCAUGAUGUAUUACAUGGUACCAUGCCACAAAAAAAUAAAUUUGGAUGUUUCAGAAAA
Molecule: messenger RNA, 1495 nt
Organism: Triticum dicoccoides
Lineage: Eukaryota; Viridiplantae; Streptophyta; Magnoliopsida; Poales; Poaceae
Product: nudix hydrolase 23, chloroplastic-like
Exons: 7
Coding region: 233-1027 (264 amino acids)
Source: RefSeq, a predicted model, not a curated record